This is a messenger RNA of Equus quagga, 1962 nucleotides long. RefSeq names its product gamma-glutamyltransferase 6 (gene GGT6). Lineage: Eukaryota; Metazoa; Chordata; Mammalia; Perissodactyla; Equidae. The coding region runs from base 67 to 1539 and encodes 490 amino acids. The transcript has 4 exons. The record is from RefSeq and is a predicted model, not a curated record. Gene Ontology annotation, cellular component: extracellular exosome.
UGGGCCUCCGCAGACUCAGCCUGGAAGGCUGACAGGCAGGAGGGCUGGGGCGGGCACGGCGGGGCCAUGGAGCCCACAGCAGGGCCUGUGCGCUACCAGAAGCUGCUGCUCUGGGACCCAGGCCUGGAGUCUGAGGAGGAAGAGGAGGGGACAGCAGAGACACUCAUUCUCGACACUUGGAGGCCCCAGGACUCCUCUGGGAACGAGGUUGGUGGCCUGCCCGGAGCCUGGGCCCGACUAGUCGCCGCCCUGCUGCUGCUGGCCGUUGGCUUCUCCCUGGCUGUGAGGCAACUCCACACCCAGGGUGGCUCCACAGAAACCCUGGGCUCUGUGGCCCUUCCGCCCAGCGGGCAUGCCCACCACCCCGGAGUAUACCACCAUGGAGCCAUCAUCAGCCCUGCAGCCACAUGUUCCCACCUGGGCCGAGAGCUCCUUGUUGCUGGGGGCAAUGUCGUGGAUGCCGGAGUUGGAGCAGCUUUGUGUCUGGCAGUGGUGCAUCCUCAUGCCACAGGGCUAGGUGCUAUGUUCUGGGGACUCUUCCACAAUAGCUCCUCAGGCAAUUCAACUGCCCUGACGUCAGGCCCAGCCCAGACCCUGGUCCCCGGCCUGGGGCUGCCCUCCGCUCUGCCUACCCUGCGCUUGCUGCACACACGCUUCGGCCGCCUGCCCUGGCCACGCCUGCUGGUGGGCCCAACCACGCUGGCUCAGGAGGGCUUCCUGGUGGACGCACCUCUGGCCAGGGCUCUGGCAGCCCAGGGCACAAAGGGCCUCUGUCCACUCCUUUGCCACACUGAUGGGAGGCCCCUGGGCCCUGGGGCCCAAGCCAUCAACCCCAAACUGGCAGCUGUACUACGCAGGGCAGCCCUCGCCCCCACCCCAGACCUUGCUGGGGAGGCCCUACUGGGUCUGCUGGCCAGAGACCUGGGGCUGGAGGGACCCUCAGCUGGGCCCAUGCCCACCUUGGAGCCAGCACUGCAGCUCCCUGUGCCCCAGGGCAUCCUGCUCACCACCCCCAGCCCCUCAGCUGGCCCAGAACUGCUGACACUGCUGCAGGCGGCCCUACACUCCAGAGGGCCCAGCUCUGACCCCUGCCCACCACUCCUGCAAGCAAUGGUGACCCCCGUGAGCAGUGUCCUGGCAACUGUGGACAGCAGCGGCUCUGUGCUCCUUCUCACCUCCUCGCUCAACAGCUCCUUCGGCUCUGGACACCUGUCCCCAAGCACUGGGGUUCUACUCAGCAACCUGGUGGCGAAGUCUGCACCUAAUGUCUGGGCCUGCCCCCUCAUCCUUCAUAGCAGCCUGGAUGACACAGAGGCUGAUGUGUUGGGGCUGGUGGCUUCAGGGACCCCCACAGUGGCCAAAGUCAUGACUCACACCCUGCUCAGCCACCUGGCUGGGUCCCAAACCCAGGCCCAGCAAGGACCAACAGAGAGCCCCAGCAUUUGUGGCCAAGGGACCCUGCUCCAGGUGGCAGCCCAUGCAGAGCAUGCCCAUGUCUCCAGUGUCCCCCAUGACUGCUGCCCCUUCCAGGGGUUCUAAGCGGGGAGAGGUGUCUGGCAGGGGAUGGGGCGUGGGGUCUCGAGCCUGGAGGCAGUGGCAGAGCAGGCCCAGCAGCCAUGGAGCGCAUAAAGAGUGUGCAUCAAUUAUGUGCUCACUGCUGGCUCAGGGCCUCGACCUCUGGCCUGGUCAGUGACCCAGACUCGAGUUCUGGCUCUUUUUUCAGCUAAGGAAACUGAGGAUGAUACGGAAAGAGCAGCAGGGCCUGGGGCCAGCUCUGAGUUUAGAUGCAGCCCUGGGACGGACAGGUGGAAGAACGCCAAGCCCCUGCCUAGGCUCUGGGCCCCAUGGGCCGGGCAGGCAGAGUGCGGGCUAUUGGUGGCAUCUCCAUGCUCCCCUUCGGGCCAUCCUCUGCUGAUCUCCCUCAACUGGGCUGGAAACAAAAUAAAGAUCAAGUCUCCUGGA